GGCUGACGGGCGGCCGCCUCGGGGGCGCUGGGCCGCGAUGUGGCCGCGCCUGCCGGGGUGUGGACGUCCGUGAGAGGCGCCAGGCAGCAAGCCCGGCUUUGGGUCGGUGCGAGCGCCGCGUCCAGAAGUGGCCGAGCCUCCCAGGUUUCAGUUUUGGAGCAGCUGUCCCAGCGGGCGCGGGGAGGACGGGACCCCGCGGUGCCAAGGCCUCCGGGGUCGCUCUGGAGAGUCGCUCCGGGCCCAGGCUUGUCGGGUCGCCCGCUCAGCCGCGCCGCUGGGGGCGUCGGUGUGGCCCGGGUGCGCCCUGGUGACGCCGAGGGGGACGACGCGACCCCGGUGCCCAGGCGGGACGCGGAGAGGCCGCAGCCGCGGGGUCCGGGCCUGCACCCUAAAGUCAACACUCGGUGUUUCUGCAUGAGAGAAGAGGCGCAAUAGGCUUUAGGAUGUCUGAAGAUGAAGAAAAGGUGAAGUUACGCCGCCUUGAACCAGCGAUCCAGAAAUUCACAAAGAUAGUGAUCCCGACAGACCUGGAGAGGUUAAGAAAACACCAGAUAAACAUUGAGAAGUAUCAACGGUGCCGAAUUUGGGACAAGUUGCAUGAAGAGCACAUCAAUGCAGGACGCACUGUUCAGCAACUCCGCUCCAAUAUCCGAGAAAUGGAAAAGCUUUGUUUGAAAGUCCACAAGGAUGACCUGGUUCUUCUGAAGAGGAUGAUCGAUCCUGUGAAGGAAGCAGCGGCGGCAGCCACAGCAGAGUUUCUCCAGCUCCAUCUGGAGUCUGUUGAAGAGCUCAAGAAACAAUUCAAUGAGGAAGAAGCCUUAUCACAUUCUUCUCUCACCAGAUCCACAACUGUUGGUGGAGCUCUCCAUGCUUCGGAGGCUGAAGCUACUUCUCAGAGUCUGACUCAGAUAUAUGCCUUGCCUGAAAUUCCUCGAGACCAAAAUGCUGCUGAGUCCUGGGAUAACUUAGAAGCGGACUUAAUUGAACUUAGCCAUCUGGUCACUGAUUUCUCCCUCCUAGUGAAUUCUCAGCAGGAGAAGAUUGACAGCAUAGCAGACCAUGUCAACAGUGCUGCUGUGAAUGUUGAAGAGGGAACCAGAAACUUGGGGAAGGCAGCAAAAUACAAGCUGGCAGCUCUGCCUGUAGCAGGUGCACUCAUCGGAGGAGUGGUGGGGGGUCCCAUCGGCCUCCUUGCAGGCUUCAAAGUGGCAGGAAUUGCAGCUGCACUUGGUGGUGGGGUAUUGGGCUUCACAGGUGGAAAAUUGAUACAAAGAAGGAAACAGAAAAUGAUGGAGAAGCUCACCUCCAGCUGUCCAGAUCUCCCUAGCCAAAGUGACAAAAAAUGCAGUUAAAGCCCAGACUUGCAGCUGGUGCCAGUGCAUCCAUCCUAAGGAGCACCGUGCUGCUGUUGAAUGCUCAGUUGUUGGAACACAGUGUUGGGAAGUGGCUCUUCAUGUCCAUGUAGUAUUGAACCACCAUAACUGGAUGUGUUUGUUUGCUGGCUGUUAAUGGAGAUGUUAGAGGAGCCUGGGCUUGAGGGUAUGUGAUGUCUAUCGGGUCCAGUUUAAAGACUGCCAAAGAGAAAAUGUUCUGCCUGGAAAUGUGAAAACUGAACCUCUAACUCUAAAGGUCUAAGAUGUGUAGAAUGUGUCGGGCGCAUGAGGGUCAGUGUAUGUGUAGAUUAUUUUUCCUACAGGGAAGGAACAGAAUGUGAGUUCUGGAGUCUUUCUGUGAGGUAGGGAUGUUGCCACCUACCAAGGGGCCCAGGUGAACUACUUCUGUACUUGGAUCCAUCUAUAUUUUCUGGUGAAGGAAACUAACACUAUAAAACGGACAGAGACGCCCACUUUCUCUUGACACUCUCUUCAUUGUGACAUGGGUGACAUCUUUUCUGAACUCUUCCCUGCCUCUCCAGCUAAGGAGCACAGAAGCUCAUGUGCUGGAUCUACUAACCCAGCCACCAAACCCACUUACAGCUGGUGAUUCUGAAGGUUCUCUGCUUCUGGGGUGAAUUCUACCCAUCUUGUGAGGAUUUUUCUCAUAAUCGGCGUUUUUAUAUCAUUGUCCAUCUCUAGUUACCCCUACCUGUAAUCUCUUAAGUUGAAAAACAAAAAUUUAAAAAUUUCCAACAUUUUUUGGGCAAAGGGGGAUAAAUACAAGGUCACAUCAUGGGGCACUUUAGAACUUCAAGGGGCUGACAUACCUGCCUCAAGGGGUCUGGCCCUCAGUCUUGCUGGGGGACUGAGAAGGAGCUUUCUACCUCCCUUCUGUUACCGCAGCCCUUUCGCAGGCUGUCCCCUGUCCUUCAGUUUUCUCUGCCACUCUCCCAGUGUUGAUGUGUAACUCCUCUCAUGUUCUAGAUGACCAAGCCAAGAUUCAGACCCAAUGAAAGAUCUGUGAUGCUAACCAACAGAUGACAUGGACAGCAAUCACAGGCCAGUCCAGCUCCAUGACUGUCUCAAACAUAAAGGUUUGAAAUUUAGAGAAAAGGAAUUUAAGACUGCAGGCAGCCUCACCCUGCAUCCUAACUCAUCCUAACUGGCUGCCUCAUUCUUUAAUCUCCCCUGAGGAGAAAGCACAGUCAGCCAGGAGCAUGGGUUCAAGGACCAAAGAGUUUAUCACUUAGCUUCUUUUAAGAGCUGGGUUGAGCUGGGUGGUGGUGGCGCACGCCUUUAAUCCCAGCACUCAGGAGGC
Messenger RNA from Onychomys torridus (southern grasshopper mouse), 2694 nucleotides. It is a transcript of the gene Stx17, whose product is annotated as syntaxin 17. Gene Ontology annotation, cellular component: autophagosome membrane; plasma membrane; SNARE complex. Gene Ontology annotation, molecular function: SNAP receptor activity; SNARE binding. Gene Ontology annotation, biological process: vesicle fusion; exocytosis; intracellular protein transport. The transcript has 8 exons. The coding region runs from base 444 to 1352 and encodes 302 amino acids. NCBI's taxonomy places the organism in Eukaryota, Metazoa, Chordata, Mammalia, Rodentia, Cricetidae. The record is from RefSeq and is a predicted model, not a curated record.